Nothobranchius furzeri (turquoise killifish) is the source of this 2913-nucleotide messenger RNA. Its product is annotated as sodium/hydrogen exchanger 9B2. The record is from RefSeq and is a predicted model, not a curated record. NCBI's taxonomy places the organism in Eukaryota, Metazoa, Chordata, Actinopteri, Cyprinodontiformes, Nothobranchiidae. Gene Ontology annotation, molecular function: antiporter activity. Gene Ontology annotation, cellular component: membrane. Gene Ontology annotation, biological process: proton transmembrane transport.
GGAAAAGGGUAGAAUGUCUUUUUCGGGUCAGGGAUGAAGUCCUGCCCCAUGUGGAGGAGUUUAAGUAUCUCGGGGUCCUCGAAUGAAGGAAAGCUGGACCGCGGGAUCGACAGGUGGAUUGGUGCUGCGUCUACAGUGAUGCGGGCGUUGUGCCGGUCUGUUGUGGUGAAGAGAGCUGAGCCGGAAGGCGAAGCUCUCAAUUUACUGGUCGAUCUACGUUCCUACCCUCACCUAUGGUCUCUUUCUUUAGGUAGGUGAAAGGAUGAGAUCGUGGAUACAAGCAGCUGAAUUUAGUUUUCUUUGUGGGCUGGCUGGGCUCUCCCUUAGAUAGGGUGAGAAGGUUGGUCAUCUGGGAGGGGCUCGGAGUAGAUCCGCUGCUCCUCCACAUCGAGAGGAGCCAGUUGAGGUGGCUCGGGCAUCUGGUAACCUGGUAUCCUGGACACCUUCCUGGUGUGAUUUUACGGCACGUCCAACCAGGAGGAGACCCAGGACAUGCUUGAAGGACUUUUUCCUGUCUGGUCAGGGACCACCUUGAAAUUCCCCCGGAGGAGCUGACUCAAGUGGCUGGGGAGAGAGAAGUCUGGACCUCCCUGCUUAGGCUGCUGUCCCAGCUACCUGACUCCGGAUAAGCGGAAGAGAUUGAAUGGAUGGCAAAAAAACAACAACAAUAUAACAGAAUGUUAGCAGGUUAAUGACACAAGUUAGUUUACAGAGCAUAAAUAGUAAUCAGGGUGAAUAAAACAAAUGUUUGAGCAUUUUUUUCCAACAGGCUGGAAUAAAAUACAGUAAAUACCAUUAUUAGUGUCUGUUCUUCACACUGACAUGCACCUCUCAGGAGAGGAUCGCCUCCUGUCCUGUCACUAAUCCGCCUCACUCCUAUCCAGCUGGUGUUUUUACCAGAUUUACGCACACACACACACACACACACACACACACACACACACACACACCGUCUCUAGGCUGGAAUCGAUGCUCGAGAUGACAGCAUGAGUCUAGAUCUUGGAAAAGCAUGAAACGCACCGAGGAGAGCUGGAUGUGUGGACGUGAAGUAAACAAUCAAUUGUCAGACUCGAUGUUCAGCUUGAUGCCCGGCAUUAGAAAAGAGAGAAGAUCAGAAAUACUGUAGGUUUCACGAUGGAGGACACCCAGCAGAAACCUGCAGAGCCAGAUCCAAGCCCAGGACCGAGUCCAGCCCCUAGUCCAGCACCCAGUCCAGCGCCAAGCCCUCUACUCGACAGAAUCACCCUGCCUGCUGGCAACCAUGUCGAGCACCUAAAUGUGAACCAGAUCCAGGUAGUGGUACGGCGCUGCUCCACUCCAAAUGUGACGGAGGAGACCACCUAUUUCAUUCCUCGUAACCCCGUGGUGGACGCUGGCACUAACACAGACCCUCCGGUGGUCUGCUGCCCGCUGCUUCGAAGAUUUUGCCCGUGUCCACCAAGAGGCCUUCUCGCCUCCUUCAUUACCAAAGUUCUUCUGGCAGCUGUGCUCUUUGGGGUUAUUUGGUCCGUCACAGAAGAAGAAUGUCUCCCAGGAGGGAACCUGUUUGGAAUCACGGUUCUCUUCCUCUGUGCUCUGAUUGGUGGCAAACUGGUUGCUUUCAUCCGGCUGCCGAAGCUUCCACCAUUCCCACCACUCCUUGGUAUGCUGCUGAUGGGAUUCCUGCUGAGGAAUAUUCCAGUUGUGACUGAUGGGGUGUACAUUAACUUCAGAUGGUCCGCAUCACUGAGGAACAUCGCUCUGGCGGUAAUCCUGGCCAGAGCGGGUCUGGGGUUAGAUCCCAAGGCUUUGAGGAAACUCAAAUCCGUGUGUGUCCGUGUGGCGGCCGGACCCUGCUUGAUGGAAGCCUGCACUGCAGCUGUGAUCUCUCACUUCCUCAUGGGCUUGCCCUGGGUGUGGAGCUUCAUACUUGGCUUUGUGCUGGGUGCUGUGAGUCCAGCGGUGGUGGUUCCCUCCAUGCUACAGCUGCAGAAGGAUGGAUACGGUGUAGAGAAGGGCAUUCCCACCCUGCUGAUGGCUGCUGGGAGCUUUGAUGAUAUUCUUGCCAUCACAGGGUUCACCACAUGCUUGGGCAUGGCCUUUGCUACAGGCUCCACCUGGUAUAACCUGCUGCGAGGUGUUCUGGAGGUGGCAGGAGGGACAGCUGCUGGGAUCCUCCUUGGCUUCCUCAUCCAGUACUUUCCUAGUGUCGACCAGAAACACGUCGUGAUGAAGCGUUCCUUCUUGGUGUUGGGUCUGUCCAUCUUUGCCGUGUUUGGCAGUGGUGUUGCAGGCUUCCCAGGCUCUGGGGGGCUUUGCACCUUGGUGUUGGCGUUCCUGGCUGGCAUGGGCUGGGGACCAGAAAAGGCGCGUGUGGAGGAAGUGGUGAGCUGGGUGUGGGACGUGUUUCAGCCUCUCCUGUUUGGACUGAUAGGGGCUGAGAUUCGAGUGUCCAAGCUGGAGGGAUGUACAGUUGGUCUGGGCAUAGCCUCUCUCCUCAUUGCGCUACUGGUCAGGAUCCUCUUCACGCUUGUGUGCGUGCUGCGCGCUGGCUUCAACGUGAGGGAAAAAGUCUUCAUAGCUCUUGCAUGGAUGCCCAAAGCAACAGUGCAGGCAGCAAUAGGUCCCACGGCUUUAGACAUGGCGAGGAUGAGGGACGACGAGCAGCUACAGGAGUACGGUAUGGACGUGCUUACUGUGGCUGUGCUUUCCAUCCUUCUCACGGCACCCAUGGGAGCUCUCAUCAUUGGGCUCUGUGGACCUCGUCUGCUGCACAAACCAAUGAACACGGCCUGUGGUGAUCGAGUCAAACCCAAUUUAUCAACAUUUUUCUUGGGCACCGCAGCAGGAGGUGAAGAUGACACUGAAACUCCAGUCACGUUUGAAAGCACGCUCUGACAUCAACAUCGGUUUAAUAAAACUCCUCAAACCUGA